Messenger RNA from Acanthisitta chloris (rifleman), 2076 nucleotides. RefSeq names its product BCL2-associated athanogene 3 (gene BAG3). Gene Ontology annotation, molecular function: adenyl-nucleotide exchange factor activity; protein-folding chaperone binding. The record is from RefSeq and is a predicted model, not a curated record. NCBI's taxonomy places the organism in Eukaryota, Metazoa, Chordata, Aves, Passeriformes, Acanthisittidae. Gene Ontology annotation, biological process: negative regulation of striated muscle cell apoptotic process; protein stabilization; muscle cell cellular homeostasis. Gene Ontology annotation, cellular component: nucleus; membrane; cytoplasm. The transcript has 4 exons. The annotation marks the transcript as partial.
GAAUCCUCAGCGAAUGGUCCAUCUCGCGACAGCCCCAAGCAGCUGCCAGCAAGAGAUGGAAACGUGGGAUACCCCAAACUCCGAGCUGGCUAUAUCCCUAUUCCUGUCAUCCACGAGGGCAUGGAUGGCAGGCAGCAGCACCCCUGCUUCUCUGCCCCACAGCCCGCGGCGCAGCGAUACAAGACAGAAGCUGUGCCCACCACGGGACAGGCACAGCCACCACUCAGAGGGGCCUAUGCUGGCCCCGAGUCCCCUCCAAGGGCACCAACAGAGGCUGCUCCGACGGAUAAACAAUGUGGACAGGCAACAGCAGCUGCAGCAGCCCAAGCGUCGGCCGCACACGGACCCGAGAGAGGUCUUGUUCCUGCCUUGCCUGCUCUUCUCUUGCUUUCUGGCUGUUGUUCUACUCUCUCCUCUGCCAACUCCAGUCUGUCCUGGCCUUCCUCUGGCAGACCCAAUGCAGGAAGCCAUCAGCUUCCUCGUGGUUAUAUUCCAAUUCCUGUGAUCCACGAAAAUAUCCCACGCCAACCAACCCAAGCCUACCACCAGGCACAGAAGACACACUACCCUGCCCAGCAGGGUGAAUUCCAAGCCCACCAACCAGUGUUUCACAAAAUCCAACCAGAUGAGAGGGAGCCCAAGCCAACACGAGCGCAGUCUCCGUUCAGAAUGGCUCAGAGAGGCUCAUCGAGUCGUGAGAGUUCACCAGCCAGAGUCACCACCCAGAUACAGCCCCCAGCUCCCAUCAGAGUGCAGACAGUUGUAGACAGACCCCAGGUUUCUCAGCAACAAGUCCCCCCUCAAGAGCCACCAAGACCACCCCCUCCACCUGAAAUGAAGCCUGAGAACAAGGCAGCCCCACCACCCGAAACGGAGGCACCGUCAGCAUAUGUCCCAAUUCAGGUCACCCACCAAGAACCAGAUCCUAAACAGCCACCCCAGAAGCCUCCAGCCAUGGCAGAGAAAGCUGAUAAAAGGGUUCCCUGCACAGCUAAGGUGGUUCCCCCCCAGGAAAGACCUCCUCCUGAAGAAGCAGCACCACAGAAGACAGUGGAAACAGGAGAACCUCAAAAGCAUCCUGGUGUUUUGAAAGUGGAAGCAAUUCUGGAGAAAGUACAAAUGCUUGAGCAGGCAGUCAACACCUUUGAAGGCAAGAAAACUGACAAAAAAUACUUGAUGAUUGAAGAGUAUUUGACCAAAGAGUUGCUAGCCCUAGACUCAGUGGACCCUGAGGGUCGUCCGGAUGUGCGUCAAGCCAGGAGAGAUGGCGUAAGGAAGGUCCAGACCAUUUUGGAGAAACUUGAACAGAAAGCAGAAGAUGUCCCAGAACCUGUUCAAGUUGAUGGACUUCAGCCAGAGCCUAAGCCACCACAGGAAAUCAUGGAGAUUGAACCUGUGGUAGUCAAGAGCAAAGGAGAUACCAGUAACAAAAAUGUUCAAGAGGAAACCAAAGUGGAAAGACAUCAGCCUGAAACCAAGGAAGAAGUGUUUACCAAUCUUGCUACUACGACAAACACAUCUAAUAACCCAACCGAACCAUAGCUACGUGCUGAAAUUAAAAUCCUCUCAGACUUUAUAACUUAAAGUGUGUUUAAGUGAAUUUUAAGUUGCAUGCAUUUCCAGAGCUCUUUUCAACUGGUUUUAAUCAACAUAGCAGCUUGGGACACAGUAAACACUUUGUGGGGAAAGGAGGGAGCUAGAAAGAAAGUAAUGCAUUUAUCCUUUAUUCUUACACUAUGUAAAAGACAUGUUUCAAAAAUAAACCCUGUACAUUAAUUGCUUUUAGAGCAGCUGAGUGGGAAAAAAUACUUCAGGGUUAAUAUUGAUGCGUGUUGUUUAGGGUGUAUUCUUUUGCAGGUGAUUUUUGUAAAAUCAGAGGCCUGCACUGCCAGAAUACCAGUCCUUCUACAAGUAUAGCCACUCUUUGACUGUAAUGUUUUUAUUUUUAAUGUUCACAGUUGGGCACUUUAAGUAAUGAUGGAUAGAAAGUGUGUAAGAAACUGUAGGGAUAUUUAUAUGUGUGCAGGACUUCGAUGCUAUAUUUUAAGAGGGAAAUAAAAUAAUACAGAAGCCUAA